ACUGCCGCACGCCCUGGGGAAGUGAUUAUCUCCGCAGGCUUUAGCUGCUUUAAGCUUGCAUGUGCAGCCAUGCAAGUCAAAUCUAGGGAGGAAAGGCCAUGACUUUGUUUGCCAGCUACAGGAGGGCCUGGAGUCCUGGCACCACUCUGCCACCUGCCCCCAUUGGGCUGGGACCAGACGCUAUUAAAGGGUUCGCAGAAGGCAGCCGCAGCAGUGCUCCGAACCGGCGUGUGGGACAAUGGUGACCUCUGUGCAGCUGAACACCGGGGCAAAGAUGCCCCUCCUGGGGCUGGGCACCUGGAAGUCUGCACCAGGGAAUGUAACAGCUGCAGUGAUGACUGCUAUUGAUGCUGGAUACCGCCACUUCGAUUGUGCCUAUGUGUACCAGAAUGAGAAUGAAGUUGGGGAAGGGAUCCAGCAGAAAAUCAAGGAAGGUGUUGUAAAACGAGAGGACCUCUUUGUUGUCAGUAAGCUGUGGUGCACGUUCUAUGACAAACCUCUGGUGAAGGGAGCCUGCCAGAAGACUCUUGCUGCCCUGAAACUGGAUUACCUGGAUCUCUACCUCAUCCACUGGCCUAUCGGGUUUAAGGCAGGAGAGGAGCUGUUUCCCAAAGAUGACAAAGGCAUGUGUAUUCCCAGCAAUGUUGAUCUGCUACAUACCUGGGAGGCCAUGGAAGAGCUGGUGGAUGCUGGUCUGGUCAAAGCCAUCGGAAUCUCCAACUUCAACCACGAGCAGAUUGAGAGACUCUUGAACAAGCCGGGACUGAAAUACAAGCCUGCAACUAACCAGAUUGAAUGUCAUCCAUACCUUACCCAGGAGAAGCUGAUCAAAUAUUGCCAAUCCAAAGGGAUUACUGUGACAGCAUACAGUCCCCUGGGCUCUCCAGACAGGCCAUGGGCUAAGCCAGAGGAUCCCUCCCUUCUGGAUGACCCCAAGAUUAAAGAGAUUGCAGCCAAGCACAACAAAACCCCAGCACAGGUUCUCAUUCGGUUUCACAUCCAGAGAAAUGUGGUUGUGAUUCCCAAGUCUGUCACACCACAGCGUAUUGUGGAGAACUCCAAGGUGUUUGACUUUGAAUUGACUAAAGAGGAGAUGGCAACCAUUCUCAGCUUUAACAGAAACUGGAGAGCCUGUACAGUGACCGCGUGCGAAACUCACAAGGAUUACCCUUUUAAUGCAGAAUACUGAAGAUGAUUUUACCUUACCCUUCUCUAGUCUUCUGAGGUCUGACGUGCUUCCGCUCUAACUCAGAGCUACACGUUUUCUAACUUUCUUACUGUAUCUGCCCUGCUGCUGACAGCAAAGACACAAGAUAUGUACUGAGUGAAUUUUGUCCGAGUUCUUUGUUGAAAGAAGGAAACAGUAUAAUUGUAUUACAGAACAAAAUGUGGUAUGUAAUAAUUUUCUGAGUAAGACGAGAGAAUUAUUAUCAAAGUGCCCAGCUGGAAAACAGAAAAUACGGAAAGCAUUUGAACUACCACUCAAUGAUUAACUUAAGAAUGUCAACAAACCAAAACAAAAAACAUGCAAAAACAAUUUCAUCGGUAGAGUUUGAUAUUUUAAAUAAAAAUCAUUCUAAAGGGCAAAAACA
Dromaius novaehollandiae (emu) is the source of this 1592-nucleotide messenger RNA. RefSeq names its product aldo-keto reductase family 1 member B1-like. The record is from RefSeq and is a predicted model, not a curated record. The coding region runs from base 239 to 1189 and encodes 316 amino acids. The transcript is spliced from 10 exons. Lineage: Eukaryota; Metazoa; Chordata; Aves; Casuariiformes; Dromaiidae. Gene Ontology annotation, molecular function: aldose reductase (NADPH) activity. Gene Ontology annotation, cellular component: cytosol.